GCCGUGCCGCCCGAGACACCAGCCCCUUCGCCCGCGGUGUCCAAGCCGACUUCGACUGCCAAGGCCACCGUGCCCAGGGUGCCCGAGCCGACUUCGACUGGCAAGGCCGCGGCGCCCGAGGCGACUACGACUGGGAAGGCCACUGGUUCCAGAGUGCCCGAGGCGACUACGACUGGGAAGGCCGCUGGGUCCGUGACGGUGAAGGCUCCACCGGCACCGGCAAAAGCCAAGUCGCCCGAGCAGUCGCCUCCGACUUCCUCGGACCCGAUCCUGGUACCGGCGGCUACUGCUACGACGGAGUCUUCGUCCCUUCCGAGCCCGAAGGGACCACCAAUAAGCUUCGGCCCGCGUCCUCCGACAAGCCCGCCUCCGCCCGAGUUGUUGAGAAGGAGCUGGUCUUCCCAGAGGAUUCCUUCUUCCGUUGGGUGCCUAAUCCAAAGCUCGCCAUCCAGGGCAGCGCCAGCACCGCCAGCUCGUGGCUCGGAGGGCCCCAAGCAGCUGCAGCCGAAGAAGAUGCCGCGGGUCCUGGCACCCAAGCCGGCGGCAGCAGUGGCAGUGGCGAAGGCGUCCGAGGCGGAGCCAGCAGUGGCAGUGGCGAAGGCGUCCCAGGCGGAGCCAGCAGUGGCAGUGGCGAAGGCGUCCGAGGCGGAGGCACCGCGUGGCUCCAGGAGUCCACUCCUUCGCAGGCACAGGGUCGGUCUAUUCGGAAGCUUGUUUGGGGUCUGCUGGAAUUGGUGCCACCCGAAGUGAAUGUAGAGGCCCCUCAUUCCAGGCUAAUUUCGGAACGACGGGAACAGAUCCCCAGCAGGGCGCCCGAAGACCUCGACGACAGCUCCCGCCGCCACCGCCGCCCCGUGGACCGCCACCGUCAAUGGCCGAGCAGAUCCGGAUGCAGUACGAGGAGCCCGCCUCCGGAUCCGGAUCGCCGCCCGAGCCCGAGCCCGCCUCCGGAUCUGGAUCGCCGCCCGAGCCGAAGGUCGCCUUCAAGGCACCUCCCACACCUCUAUGACAAGGACGAGGGGCCGAUCCAGAAGCCGCCCGAGGAGGUCGCCUCACCGGCCAGGGAGCCCGAGCACCCGCCCGAGGCAGCGGAGCAUCUGGUGGAGCGGACGGCGGAGGAGGAGGAGCGGGCGAUCAGGGCGACGCAUCGGCAGCGUCUGGCAGCCCGAGCCCAGGCGGAGGAGAAGGCCAAGGCGGUGGCGAAGGCCAGGGAGAUGAGGGCCGCCCGAGCUCGGACCAAGGGCAAGGGCAAGAGCAAGGCGGCGGGCAAAGAGGAGGGCAGCGAGGACUGA
Messenger RNA from Symbiodinium sp. CCMP2592, 1292 nucleotides. Lineage: Eukaryota; Dinophyceae; Suessiales; Symbiodiniaceae. The record is from the annotation of a GenBank genome assembly.